Messenger RNA from Cantharellus anzutake, 1002 nucleotides. RefSeq lists its product as uncharacterized. Lineage: Eukaryota; Fungi; Basidiomycota; Agaricomycetes; Cantharellales; Hydnaceae. Bases 1 to 1002 code for a protein of 333 amino acids. The transcript is spliced from 8 exons. The record is from RefSeq and is a predicted model, not a curated record.
AUGCCCACUCUACCAUCCAAUGACGAGCUCCGCAGUCGUAUCGAUGGCAUCUACUUGGGCGACCCAGAUGUGAUUUCUCAGCUCAAAUGGUCAUAUUCCAAAGGUGGCCGAUGCCAUGUGCUCACUCACAAAUCGACGCCAGCUGCACACAACCCUCCCCCCGCUUUGUUGCACGGUUGUUUCAAAGUUGUCCGAAGCCCUUUUUACUUCUCUCCUGAUGGUGGAUUCAAAGCUAAAGCUGCGAGUGUGAACUUUGGCGGAAGAACUACAGAGGAAGAAGCCAUGGGCAAGGCCAAUUCCUGGGCUCGACUGGAACGUGUUGGAGAUGAAGAUAUCCUUGGAUAUGAAGAUUUCCCAGUGUACGUUAAGAAUCUGAAGGCACUGGAAGGGCAGUCGGCUUUGGCCAGCACUUCGCAUACGCCAACACCCUCCACUCUCGAUGGGGGAAAGGGCAGCGCGUCGACUCCUGGUUCCGAACCAUCAGGGAGUAAGCAACCAGUUGUGGCUGAAGAUAGUGCCGACAUAGUGAAGUCCGGUGCUCCACAACUGGGCCAGAAAAGAAAAAGAGCGUGUACACCCCCGGCUCAGACAAUUGGAUCUACGACAGCUGGGCCAUGCAUUCUUGUUCCUCGCACUCCCGAGCCAACAGUGAAAACUACCGGUGGGGUUGAUCAGGAGAGUGACGACGUUGAUGUCGGCAAGGAUGACCCUGACGAUGCAUUCCUCGGGGAUGAAUUUGGCCUGCAACACUGGCCAGUGUCCAAGUCGAAUAUAGGCAUUCGUGAUCGCAUGGUAGCAAGUGGACACUGGUAUACGAAUCCCCUCAAGGCCUAUCGUGAGGGUAUUGAGGGACGUGCCACAUUUUCGGCGCAAGUUGGUGAAAUUAUUGUAUUGAAGGAAGCUGAGAUCAUCACUGCUGGCCGUGCAGAGAACGGGUCACCUUCAAAGCGUGCAUUCUCAGGACCAUCAUUCUCCCCGGCAAAGCGCCAGCGCCGCCACUAG